Messenger RNA from Vitis riparia (riverbank grape), 807 nucleotides. Its product is annotated as transcription factor PIF3-like. The transcript has 2 exons. The record is from RefSeq and is a predicted model, not a curated record. Bases 1 to 807 code for a protein of 268 amino acids. Gene Ontology annotation, cellular component: nucleus. Gene Ontology annotation, molecular function: DNA-binding transcription factor activity, RNA polymerase II-specific; RNA polymerase II cis-regulatory region sequence-specific DNA binding; protein dimerization activity. NCBI's taxonomy places the organism in Eukaryota, Viridiplantae, Streptophyta, Magnoliopsida, Vitales, Vitaceae. Gene Ontology annotation, biological process: regulation of transcription by RNA polymerase II.
AUGGAAGAACAAGGUGGGCAUGAGAAUCCUCUACAAUUGAUGUCAUUUUCUUUUGGUGGGAGUAUCAAUGAUGCUUAUUAUGUACCAAAAGAUGAUCCUAGCCAUCACUUUACCAGGGGGUCUGGAAAGAAUGAGAACCCUUCGAAUGCUCUGUAUUUGUCUCAGUGGAUUCAUGGCCAACCAACAUCUCACAAUUAUGUCAAAUUUCGAGAAAAAAGUUCAACAUUUCCCCAUAAGGCUCCUGCAAAAGAUAUAGUGGACGUCAUCCUUUUACCGGUUGGUAGCUUGCAUGCUAUAAACGGGGUCUCUGAGAUUCCAAGUGAGGUUUUAUAUAACAGUUUGGAAAAUGCAUGUGGUUUUAAACUUGUUGAUCCUUCCCUUAUCAUGGAUGCUUGGAAGGAAAAAUUGUCUAUCCCUGUACUCGAUAACCACCAUGAAGCUUCAACAAGUGUGGCAGGAUUUUUAUGCUCUAGUCAAAAUGAGAGGGCAUCUGCAACUGAUCGUCGUCGUAGAGUAAGAAUCUCUGAAAGACUCAAAGCAUUGCAAGUACUGCUCCCACAUUCUGAGGGUGGUAAAGCAUCUGUUCUUGAUGAUAUCAUUGACUAUAUCAAGCAUUUGCAGUUACAAGUCAAGGAUUUAAGUCAAAGUCGAUUGGGUGGUCAAUCAACUUCUGAUCCCUUUAUUUUUCUUAAGGGAUAUGGGCACUACAUUCUACAUGAUCAGAUGCUGAAAGAACCAGUUGAAGAGAUGAUGGGAAAGUUACUGGAGGUGAAUCCAUCAGAAGCAACCCAAUUAAUGAGAGAAUAG